CAGCGAAACCAAAGUCAAAGGCACGCUCGCCAUCGUCGGCGCCGUUCUGCUCGUCGUCCCAGCCCCCGCCUAGUCAGCCGUGUGCACAGUCGCAGUUGGGUACUGGAAGAUGCUCUCUGAUCCAUCUACGGUGCCUCACCUCAGACAAUGGCUAGUCAGGACGCUCGAACCCAUAUGUGACGCCGAGCCAGGGGCUCUUGCGGAUUAUGUUCUUGCUCUGCUCAAACACAAUGUACCAGAAAGCGAGAUGCGAAAGGAGCUUACCAUACAGUUGGACGAAUUCCUUGAGAAAGAGGGUCCUCCGUUUAUAGAUACAUUAUUCACCGUCCUUCGGACUAAAUCUUAUCUUCCUUACGACAACACCCUUGCCUACCCUUCCUCGUCCACCCAUCACCCCAACGACGUUGGAAUUCCUAUACCGCUUGAUGGCUUAAUACAAAACAACUCCACGUCCCCAGAACGAGGACAGAAACGCAGUCUCGAAUACGAUGACCAUCGUCCCGUCAAAGGACCUCGUUUAAGUGCCAGCGGCCCGUUCUCGCGCUAUUCCGACGUUCAGGACUACCGCGUUUGGGAGGACAGGAGCGACAAGUCAGGUAUGGGAGGUGUGAACGGGCAGCGAAUCCAGUCAUACCAACCACCCGACCGGAGGGGGAUAUGUCGAGAUUAUCACAAAAACGGGUACUGUGCUCGUGGUGCCCUUUGUAAAUACAGUCACGGUGAUGACGCCUUUGUUCCUUCCCAAUUGUUCCCCAUGAAUGGGUCAGGUCCACUGCCUUUCUUGCCUAUGUUCCCGCCGUUCGCGAUACCUGGUCCUAGCGCAGCUUACGACCCGCACGAGGCACGCAUGGACAUGCGACCUGGCCCCGGAAUGAUGGAUAUGAAUGGUCGAGCUCACCAACGUCCCCCACUCAUUCCUAGAGCACAUCAAGAAGAACAUUCACGCUCGAAAAGCACUGGGGAAUUGCCUGUAAUACAGGAUCUCACGCCUCAAGACGCUGCGUUAUUGAAAACGUCGCCUCAACCGGGACAGAGCGCCAUCCAGGACACCCUCUCCAUGCAACAGCAAAGCGAGGAUUUGGAUGUGAACAUGGUCCUAGAGGGAGACACGACAAGUCCUUCCGCGCGCGACAUGCGCAGUGGAUUUGAACCUAGAGGUACACGAGGUGGGAGGGGAACUUUCGCGGGGAACGUUCAAAAUUUCCGUCCAGGAAGACGAACAGAUAAAACCCUCGUCAUCGAGAAGAUCCCACACGACAAGCUGUCGCUUGAUGCUGUUAAUAGUUGGUUCAAGCGGUUUGGAACUGUAACCAACGUUGCCAUCGACGUGCACAACGCUAAGGCGCUUGUCAGCUUCUCGGAACACCACGAGGCAGUUGCUGCAUGGAAAUCUGAAGAUGCAGUUUUCAACAACCGAUUUGUGAAGGUAUUCUGGCAUAGGCCAUUGGAAGGUCACGGUCAGAAAGGUACACGGAUGUUGGCAGCAUCUGCUCCUCUCGUGGCGAGCAUCUCCAGUCGACCAUCAGCUUCGGCGAAUGCUGCUUCCCCUCCUGUUCAAGCGGAAACACCGACACUUGCGCCUGCACCGACAGCCGUCCCCCCUCGCAAGCUACCGGUGUCCAAUACCGCAUCAGACCUCGCCACAAAGCAAAGACUUCUCGAGCAGCGGAUCGCAGAGCAGAAAUCUCUGAUGUUGGCAUUGGCAACGGCAACCUCGGAGGAAAAGAAGCAAAUCAUGGCCCGGCUGCGAAAACUUGGGGAGGAAGUACAGCCGGGGGCGACCCCUGCUUCAGCUGCCGAGAUACCGCAGUCACCGUCGCCCGCCGCAGGACGAGCGACCAGUGCUACUGCUCAGGCAUCUGACCAUGAGCAGAGGGAAAGGGAGCAGUUAGACAAGGAACUCGAACUUCACAGUGCAACCUCUGGCCGAGAGUCCACGGAGGAGUUGCAGGCUAGGCUGGCAAAACUGAGAGAAGAGGCUGCAACCUUGGGCAUAACGGAAUAUGGGUCUCCUGUGCCUGGAGCCUACCGACCUUACAGGGGGCGUGGUCGUGGAGGUCGUAGUUUCCACCGGGGUGCGGGAAGAGGCGGCCCUCCUCGAGGCAGCAUGAAACUGGACAACAGACCCAAGCAGUUACUCAUAAAGGCUGUUGCAGAUGAUGCAGUGCCAGCAGUACGUAGUUGGUUUGAGACAACUGGUCAGUUGGAAUCCGUUGAUACUGUGGAUGGCAACGUUGUCGUUGGUUUCCGCACGAGAGCAGCGGCGGAACAAGCUCUUGCCAAAGGCAACGACAUACCUUCCAUCGGCACCGUACAGAUCAUUUGGCAUACUGCCCAACAACGGCCGAGUUCUGGCUCGCAAGCGCCGGCGUCGUCUGAGCAACAAACCGACAAAGGUACUGGUACUGAGGAACCUAUACGAGAUUCCCCUCCGUCACCUCGCCCGCAAGAGGAAGAGGUUGUUUCGAGUGGAUGGGGUGAUGCUGGCGAGGAUGGCAUGGGAUUCUAAUUGCAUCGUAGAAAGAGUAUCUUUUGCUGCGAAUAUCCUUAUUUCUGCCCCUUCCUAUGUGCAUAUCUGGUCUGCUACUUUGUUCUCUCAGCUCACAGUUUAUUCUCGGCGUGAGGUGGACAUCCAUGUUUCCUAACACAUCAGCUGCGGAGCCACCAGAGCGAAAGUUGAACAUGUGUUCCUGUUUUAAAUCAAUUACCAGCUGCAUCAGUGAAAUUAGAUUUUGGCC
Pisolithus orientalis is the source of this 2738-nucleotide messenger RNA. RefSeq lists its product as uncharacterized. The coding region runs from base 110 to 2509 and encodes 799 amino acids. The record is from RefSeq and is a predicted model, not a curated record. Gene Ontology annotation, cellular component: nucleus. The transcript is spliced from 7 exons. Lineage: Eukaryota; Fungi; Basidiomycota; Agaricomycetes; Boletales; Pisolithaceae. Gene Ontology annotation, molecular function: metal ion binding; RNA binding. Gene Ontology annotation, biological process: mRNA processing.